Hirsutella rhossiliensis is the source of this 2313-nucleotide messenger RNA. RefSeq names its product CP2 transcription factor domain-containing protein. The transcript has 4 exons. Gene Ontology annotation, cellular component: nucleus. Gene Ontology annotation, biological process: regulation of transcription by RNA polymerase II. Gene Ontology annotation, molecular function: DNA-binding transcription activator activity, RNA polymerase II-specific; RNA polymerase II cis-regulatory region sequence-specific DNA binding. The record is from RefSeq and is a predicted model, not a curated record. Bases 1 to 2313 code for a protein of 770 amino acids. Lineage: Eukaryota; Fungi; Ascomycota; Sordariomycetes; Hypocreales; Ophiocordycipitaceae.
AUGUUCCGUCAACGAACAAGCUCGCAAAAACCCGGCGAUGAUUUGCUUGCCAACUUUCGGCAGCAGUUUCCGGAGGUUGUAGCCGUCAGCACAGAGUCCUCUGCACCGGUAAUCUCCCAAACUACUGCUGCGAAUAAUCCAAUCUCACACCAUACGACUUCAAAAGACUGCGGCUCGAAUACCGACCAUGAGCCAUUUCGAGAUCAAGACCCGACCCCGCGUGCCUCCCACGAACCAUGGAGGUUCACGCCAUCGCUUCUUGAUCCCAACUCCUACAACUUCAGCGCAUUCGGCAGCACGGGGCCAGGAUAUUACACCCCCACGCCCGGGGGCGCAAACACUCUGUUCCAUUCACAAGCCGGCGACUUGCAUAGUCAAAACGUGCCCAUGGUGCCCGGCUUGGGAACACCUCUGUCCAUGCCGACCUCUGGCGAUGCGAUUCACUCUGGCGCGGCCGUGGUGGACAUGGCGAGCUUUCAGACCCUGCAGCCGCAGCAGUUCCACCAUUUCAACCCCUUCAUUCAGCCGCAGCAGUCUCAACAGACCUUUGCUCCGUCUUCCUUUAUUCACCGCGAUACCGGAUACGAGACGAUGGAGCACGAUGGCUCGCCGAUGGACUCGGAUCCUUCUGACGAGAGGAUGCCGUCGUUGGCAACCACGUUGCACUCGCAGGAUCUCACAGGGAUGCCCAUGGGCCAUUCACUCCCUGCCUCUGCAGAGAAAUUCCGCUUUCACUCUGCCCUGAACGCGCCGACUGCCAUGAUCAGGCACGCCGACGAGAUCCCGGUGACGUAUUUGAAUAAGGGGCAGGCUUACUCCCUGUCCAUCUCAGACACGAACGGAGCGAUCCCGAUCCAGCCCGGCACCAAGUACCGAACGUUUGUGCGAAUAUCGUUCGAGGAUGAAGAGCAGCGCCAGAAGCCUGGGGUCUGCUGGAGUCUGUGGAAGGAAGGAAGAGGCACAAACGAAGCCCACCAAAGAGGAGGGAAACUGCAGGCCGUCGAGUUUGUCGAAGCCAGCCAGCCGGCCGAGGGCGACGACAAGAGAACGCGCGUCGAGCUCGAGGCGUCAUCUUUCGAUGGCUUCUCCGUGGUCUGGACUCCCGGAACCAACGGUGCUCCCGAAGUCAACAUUGCCGUCAGGUUCAACUUUCUCUCUACAGACUUUAGUCAUUCGAAAGGCGUCAAGGGCAUCCCCGUGAGGCUCUGUGCCAAGACUAGCCUCCUUCCCGCAGAUGCAGCCGAGACGACGCCCGAGCGGAAGCUGUCCAACGACGUGGCUCAUGUCAAGAAGUCGAUCGACAAGCUGAAGCAACAGCUCUCCCAGAUCGAAAGCGGUAUCAAGGACUUUGGCAAAAGAAAGCGACACAGUGGCGCCUCCAGGGCGACGGACCCGCAACGCCCGGGCAAAGUUCCCAAGCACAAGAGAACCUGGUCAAUGUCGUCGGCAAGCUCGGCCGGGGGCGGAGGCCCCCGCAUGACCAUGGAGGAAGACUUGCACUUCAAGCUACAGACACUCCAGGAUAUGUUCACCAGCACACGUCCGGUCAGCGUGCUGUACUUGCGAGGGGAAGAGCUGGACGAUCCGGAUCUUCAUCCCGUCUCGCUUCCGGGAGACAUGUCGCCGCCCACGAAGACCGUCGGGGACGGCUUACGGGACGGGCCCAAUUGGCAAGCCCGCAGCUCGCACAGCUCCGCCACAGGUUCCAUGGUUUCACCCUCGCCUAGCUCCCUCUCCUUGGCAUCACAGACGUCUGCGAUGGGCUCCGGGGGAGGCGCUUGGAAAAGCCUGGACUCCAGAGCGUCGGGCGAUGUCUCUCGCAGGGGGUCGGAGCGGCCGACGCGAAUUUCGAAGACGGAUGAGGAAGGGGCGCUUAGCGGUUGGAUAGAGGCCCUCGGCGUCGAUGCGUCCUACCGACCGCCCCCCGAACGAACCGAAAAGCCGGUGGCGUGCUUCUACGUCCAGUACCAAGCCAAGGAAGAGGCAGAGAAUCAGACAUAUCACCGGGCCAUCUACCUCAUGAAACGGACGCUCGAGGAAUUCAACGGACGCAUUGCGAGCAAAUGGGGUCUAGAGGCACCGAGAAUUCAACGGACGAUCCAGGUGGUCCGGGCGGGCUUGGAGGUUGAGAUGGACGACGACUUUGUGCGCGAGCUCAAGGAGGGACAAGACAUGAGGCUCGAAGUCGAGGAGAUUACUCGGCAGGAACAUGCAACACAACGCAGAUGGGGCAUGUCGGCGGAUGGAUCGAGCGACGAGAACACGGCAAAGCCGGCGGCCACGAAAGGGCUCGUGCUCCGGCUCGUGACUUGA